Homarus americanus (American lobster) is the source of this 1083-nucleotide messenger RNA. Its product is annotated as inactive hydroxysteroid dehydrogenase-like protein 1. The record is from RefSeq and is a predicted model, not a curated record. Lineage: Eukaryota; Metazoa; Arthropoda; Malacostraca; Decapoda; Nephropidae. Gene Ontology annotation, molecular function: oxidoreductase activity. The coding region runs from base 136 to 1068 and encodes 310 amino acids. Gene Ontology annotation, cellular component: endoplasmic reticulum. The transcript has 6 exons.
UAAAAUAAGCGACCACUGCAUAGUAAAAUAAGCGACCACUGCAUAGUAAAAUAAGCGACCAUUGUUGUUGUGGUCAUCAAUGUAUCAUGGAUUCUUGGUCGGAUAUAUUUUAGAAUCGAUUUUUCAAUUGUGUUCAUGAUGGCAGUGGCAUCUGACUCUGCCAAGUGGGUCAUAGAUGACAUUGUGUCAAGUCUUCAUUAUGCUGAAGAGGUUCUUUCCUUGGUCGGUAUCGUUUGCAUCGGGAAGGUCACGCUCACCGCCGUUUGGAACUUAACUUCUUCUUUCCGAGUUCAUGUUUGGUCCAAGUUGGUCCCCAGGAACUUGAAGGAGGAGUACGGCAAGUGGGCAGUUGUGACUGGGGCUACAGAUGGCAUCGGUAAAGGUUAUGUUGCAGCUUUAGCCAAGAAUGGCAUCAAUAUUGUUCUCAUCUCCCGCACCCACGACAAGUUGGUUAGAGUUGCUCGGGAGAUCCGUGAGCAGUAUAGAAUCCAGACAGAGAUAAUCCAAGCAGACUUUGCCAGGGGUCGACCAAUAUAUGAAGAUAUUGGCAGACAUCUUGUAGGCAAAGACAUUGGUAUCUUAGUGAACAAUGUUGGUGUGGCUGGCUCCAAUCCAUGUUUCUUUGAGGAGGUGUCAGAAGAUGACAUCUGGGCACUUGUUAAUGUGAAUGUGGCAUCUGUACCAGCUAUGACAAAAAUAGUGUUGCCAGGAAUGUUAGCACGCAAGAAAGGUGCAAUCAUCAAUAUCAGCUCAUCUGCAGGAGUUGUACCUCUGCCACUGUUUCAACUCUACAGUGCAACUAAGGCCUCUAUCACUCCCUGGUCCACUGGCUGUAUUAAGGAGGUGGUGUUGGGAGGAAGAUACAAGACCUUGAUACGACCACCAUGUCCCACAAGCUCCUCCACGGCAGGGUGUGCAGGGGAGCAGGAUGACCUUCACGUUAUCCCUCAAAAUACCCAGCACUUCCGUCUGAUACUUGAUGAUGACAGGGACAAAGUGACUGUUAAACCAGGUGUGGAACUUGUCGCAAGUGAACCAGGCAGUCUUAUUCCCCUUGUAUAUCACUAGUAAGGUGUUCAUGAU